UUUUUUUUUUGCGUUAUUUCUUUUCAUUAUCAUUUUAUAAAAUGUCUUUUUCUACAAACCAACUUGUGUCGGUGUAUAACCACCAUGUACUUCCAAAGUUUACCUUUAAAAACAAAGCGAUAGCAAUCACAGCAGCUAUUACCAUGUCUAUGACCUAUUUCAUCCUAAAGACAUUAAGACCUCCCAAACAUCUUCGACAUAUUCCUCAUAUUAGCCCCCUUAGUCUCAUUCGGUCUCUUUUUAUUGGAGAGCCCUAUUGGAAUCGUGCUUAUCGGGUCUAUCUUCCAAUCAUUGAUGAUCCUCAAAACCACAACGGACUCUACUUGGAAUAUGGCAGAACUGGUUGGGAAAUCUUUAUUUGCAAUCCUCAGGUUGUCAAAGAAAUGCUAUUGAAACAAGAAACUUUUCCUAAAUUAAAAGGGACAGACAUCUUCACGGAUACACUUUUUGAUAAAUUUAUGGGAGGCCCCAAUAUAGGCCUACUGGACGGUGAAGCCUGGAAAGCCCAACGAAAAAUGGCUAAUCCAGCCUUUCAUCGUGCGAUGCCUGUUCAAUUAUUUGGUGAGUUGGCUGUAGACAUGUUUCAGGUGAUGGAGACCAUGGGUGAUACCAUUAAUGUUUCAAAGAUGAUGGAAGGCUGGACCUUGCAAGUCAUUGGCAAAGCUGGAUUCGGCUUCGAUUUCAACGCAAUCAAGGAUCCAAAUAGUCCUUGGGUGCGUACCUACAAUAUUUGCAACGAGGGAUUUAGAAAUACCUUCUUCUUUGUCUUCCCCGUCUUUGAUAAAAAGUACCUCUGGAUGUUCCCCAAACGUGUCUACAUUCAUCAAGAAAUGGAUCGCUUUCGGCAUAUGCUGCAAGAUGUCAUUGAUCAUAAACGUCUUUCCUUGAAAGAUAAAAACUACCAAAAUGACGCCUUGGAAGAAAAUGAACGAGAUCUGCUUACUUUAUUGAUCGAAAGUGAAAUUAGAGGUGAAGGUGUUAUGACAGACGAAGAGUUAAUGAGCAACCUACGGUUCUUCUUUGUAGCAGGCCACGAUACAACAUCGAGUACACUCUCCUUCGCUAUUCAUUAUUUAGCAAAACAUCCUGAAAUCCAACAAAAGGCAAGGGAAGAAACCAUCAGAAUCCUAGGAGACGAGCCAGUGGACAUUUUGCCUGUAAUUGGAGAAACAAAACAAAUGACCUAUAUCAACCAAAUCAUGUUGGAGACGCUGCGUAUCAAUGGGCCUCUUCCUAGUCUAGUCCCUCGAUGUGCUAGCAGAGACGUAGAGCUAUUCGGCACAUUUAUUCCUAAAGGCACACCCAUCAAUGCCAACAUAUUUAAUAUUCAUCACAGCGAGAAGCUUUGGAAAGACAGUCAUGUAUUCAACCCAGAUAGAUUUGAAAAUGAAGAAAGUAAAACCUUGUUGAUGGCAUUUGGCUACGGCGGAAGACAAUGUAUUGGCAUGACCUUUAGUUUGAUAGAGCAGCGUGUGAUGCUGUCUAUGCUUUUGCGGAAAUUUACUUGGUCAACACCCGAGAAUUCAAUUCAUAAAGAUGGUGUCCUCACAAAUGGUUAUUUAAUGCUGAGCCCUCAGGACUUGGAUAUCACUUUUAAAAAGCGUUAUUAAAAAAUAUUUAUUUUCUUUUUCUGCGUUCCUAAUAAACAUUUUCUAAACGGGUUGUAUGCAU
Messenger RNA from Mucor mucedo, 1671 nucleotides. Its product is annotated as cytochrome P450. The transcript has 9 exons. The record is from RefSeq and is a predicted model, not a curated record. Lineage: Eukaryota; Fungi; Mucoromycota; Mucoromycetes; Mucorales; Mucoraceae. Gene Ontology annotation, molecular function: monooxygenase activity; oxidoreductase activity, acting on paired donors, with incorporation or reduction of molecular oxygen; heme binding. The coding region runs from base 42 to 1610 and encodes 522 amino acids.